Messenger RNA from Ectocarpus sp. CCAP 1310/34, 1066 nucleotides. The record is from the annotation of a GenBank genome assembly. Lineage: Eukaryota; Phaeophyceae; Ectocarpales; Ectocarpaceae.
AUGGCUGGUACUGUGGCAGCGGCGGCGGGGGCGGGAGCACAACAGUCGGAGUCGGUGGCGGUGUUCAGGAGCCUUGAACUAUGCGACCUCCUCAAGCUUGAGAUCGGAAAUAUCACCUCGCAAAUGGGGCAACACCAAGAGGAGCGCGAAGAGUACGAGAAGAAGUUCCGGCAACAGCUCGCCGAAAUGGACCGGAUACAGCACAGCUUGAAGCAGCUACAGGAGGCGCACAUGGUGAUGAAGCAGCAGUACGAGGACGAGAUAGUUAGGCUUCGACAUCAGCUUGAAUCCUCUCACCCGCUCAAGAGCGACCCAGAUAGCCGUGUUGGGGGAGUGGGAAGCUCGGUACAGGGAGUGAGCGGUGGCAUGAGUAUGGGCUCCACCGGCCCCAGCCAGUCCCACAGCAGCGGCCCCCCGCACAAGGGCCUAGGAGGCAUGCCUGCAGGGGGGCCCCACGGCGUGGGGUCCCCUCGGAAGCAGCCUGGCCAGCUUGAGCCAGGGGCGGCGAGCCUUCGUGGGCCUAUGUUGACGGCACCGGGGGCGCAGAUGAUGGGAGGUGGUGGUAUGGGUGCGGGGUCGGGAGUGGUGCUGCCCGGGAUGGCGAUGCGAGGGCGGGACCACGGCGAGGAUGACUACGGCGGCGGGAGGGGCCAAAGGCCAAAUGGGCAGACGCUGGAACCUCUGAGCAAGCGACCAAGGCUGGCAGACCUACAGGGACCGCCCGGUCCCCUGCCGCCGCACGUGCUCCAUCCCCCACCCGGCUUCAGCCAAUCGCAUCACCAGCAGCACCCACAGCAGCACCAGCAACACCCGCCGCCGCACCACAAGGGCGGGUUCUUCGGAGGACGCCCGGGAGCCCCCCCCGCCGUUGCCGGCGGGGGGGGCGGCGGCGACAACGUUGGUCGCCGUCCAGGCGGCCCGGAAGGGCAGUACAGAUGGCCCGGCGGUUCUGGUCCAGGAGGGGGCGGGGGCGGUGGUGACAGCGGCGGUGCCGGCGCCGGGGGUGGCGCCGGGGUCCCUGCGAUGGGCCCGGGAAAACAGAGGCAACUUGGCCCGGGGGGGGGGG